GGCCGACCCGUCAGUCGUCGCGAUCGUGCGCUACAACUCGAUACGAACUCGAUGCUAACUCGAUAGUAACAAGUGAAGUGUGUGUCGUAGUAGGGGUAGCAUGGACGAGAUAAGAUUAGAUAAGGAUGCGACGCUCCACUACAUUGGAUACUUGUAGACGCGAACGAAGUUUCAGUUGGUGAUAAUAGAUGUUGAGUUCGUGAUUUUAAAAAUAAAUCUAGUGUUAAAAUCUCUGAAUUGCGUGUUCAUAAAAAAAUAAACGUAACAGAUAGUGAAGUGGUUAACGAGGUCAUGAAUUAGGUUGAUAAAAUGUUAAACGUUAUACGAGUGGUAUAAUCAAUUAUGGGAGUGCUAUGAAACAUUCAGUGAGGAGGAAGAUAAUGAUAGUGUAGUGAAGUGAAGUGAAAAAGUAAACAUGGGUUGUCAGUUGGGAAAGUUGGCGGCUUCUGAACGGCGAGCGGGGACAGAGGCCCUGGGUGAUGGCCCUCCACCGAAAACAGACCCGAGGCUACCGUUGACGGCGAAACAAAAGUACUCAAUGGUAGCUUCGUGGAAGGGAAUAUCACGAGCGAUGGAGAAAACUGGAAUUUGCAUGUUCAUUAAACUGUUCGAGGAAAACCAAGAUCUCCUGAAUAUGUUCGAGAAAUUCCGACAAUACAGGACAAAAGAGGAACAGAUCAAUUCAAUGGAAUUAGCGGAACAUGCCAAUAAUGUCAUGAAUACCCUGGACGAAGGGAUAAAGGGUCUAGACGAUUUGGACAACUUCUUCGAAUAUAUACACCAAGUCGGCGCCAGUCAUAGAAAAAUACCUGGUUUUAAAGUAGAAUAUUUUUGGAAAAUCGAGGCGCCCUUCCUAGCGGCCGUCGAAUCAACGCUCGGAGACCGAUACACACCAAACGUGGAAAACAUAUACAAAAUAACCAUAAAAUUCAUCUUACAGACCCUAGUUGAUGGCUACGAGAACGCAGCCAAACCGUCGUGAACUGGCAAAUAAUCUCGUAUUUUAGAAUACGUGUACAGAUGUCAAUUUAGAUACAGUGUGUAUUUGUAAAGUAAUGGUACGCUUUCGAAUUUUAUACUAUUCUUCGUGGAGCCAUAUCGUUCGCAGUUGGUAUCAUUGGAGACAUGCCACACUAUGUA
Molecule: messenger RNA, 1140 nt
Organism: Colias croceus (clouded yellow)
Lineage: Eukaryota; Metazoa; Arthropoda; Insecta; Lepidoptera; Pieridae
Product: neuroglobin-like
Exons: 4
Coding region: 416-982 (188 amino acids)
Molecular function (GO): oxygen binding; heme binding
Source: RefSeq, a predicted model, not a curated record